Messenger RNA from Pseudocercospora fijiensis CIRAD86, 228 nucleotides. RefSeq lists its product as uncharacterized. NCBI's taxonomy places the organism in Eukaryota, Fungi, Ascomycota, Dothideomycetes, Mycosphaerellales, Mycosphaerellaceae. The coding region runs from base 1 to 228 and encodes 75 amino acids. The transcript is spliced from 2 exons. The record is from RefSeq and is a predicted model, not a curated record.
AUGGUUAGCAACCUGACACAGCAUACGCGCGGUUGGGACUUGGGAGAUGAUGAACUCUGCCCAUACGAUGCAGCCCAAAGCAGACCUGCAUUUCUGGCGGCGAUGACGUUUCGGGAUCGUCUUUGGAGGCUCAAGCCAUCGACUAUCCUUACCGCAUUCCCGGUAAGUCAUGUGAAGCGGCACUUCACAGCCUGGAUACCACUUUUCUCUCAUCAGGAGAAGCUUUGA